Salvelinus fontinalis (brook trout) is the source of this 2129-nucleotide messenger RNA. Its product is annotated as ectonucleoside triphosphate diphosphohydrolase 2-like. Gene Ontology annotation, cellular component: plasma membrane. The record is from RefSeq and is a predicted model, not a curated record. Lineage: Eukaryota; Metazoa; Chordata; Actinopteri; Salmoniformes; Salmonidae. Bases 128 to 1645 code for a protein of 505 amino acids. The transcript has 9 exons. Gene Ontology annotation, biological process: nucleoside diphosphate catabolic process. Gene Ontology annotation, molecular function: UDP phosphatase activity; GDP phosphatase activity.
UAUGAAGCCAAACCCAUUGAGAAGUUACCUCACUCAAGCUGUUAUCUCUUCUCCUUUGCCUUCACUGCCAAGCCAGGCAUCGCACUGGAGAUUUCAUCUGCAAGAAGAAUAACUACAGUUUCAACACAUGGCCAAGCAACGCCGUUAUGUUUUCGCCCCAGUUGCGCUUGUACUGUUUGGAAUAGUAGCCAUUUUCCUUCUAACUAUUCCCACCAAGGACUUGACCGAACCUCCGGAAUGUAUGUAUGGGAUAGUCUUGGACGCAGGCUCCUCCCACACAGCUAUGUACAUCUACAAGUGGCCAGCAGACAAGCAGAACGGCACGGGUGUGGUCACUCAGCACAGUGAAUGCCAUCCAAAGGGUGGAGGAAUCUCUAGCUACGUGGGACAGCAGGGAGCAGCAGGGAGAAGCCUCCAAGUUUGUCUGGACCAGGCCAUGCAAGAUAUCCCCAGAGCCAGGCACCACCUCACACCUGUCUACCUCGGAGCCACCGCUGGCAUGAGGCUCCUCAAUAUCUCCAGCCCUAUCCAGUCAGCCCAGGUUUUACAGGAAGUGGGUCAUAAAAUCCAGUCCUAUCCAUUUAACUACCAGGGGUCGGCCAUCUUAAGUGGCCAGGAGGAGGGAGCAUACGGCUGGGUCACUGUCAACUAUCUCUUGGAGAACUUCAUCAAGUAUGGCUUUGUGGGUCGUUGGCUGAGCCCGGGCAGACAGACGGUGGGGGCGCUGGACUUUGGUGGGGCGUCGACCCAGAUCACCUUUGUGACCAAGGAUGAGGUGGAAGACGAGAGGGACAGGAUGAAACUACGUCUGUAUGGCCAUGACUACUCCCUGUACACACACAGCUUCCUGUGCUACGGACGAGACCAGGUCCUCAAACGCCUACUGGCUCACCUGGUGACGGCUCAGGAUCACACAGGGACAGUGGCCCAUCCGUGCUUCCCUGCAGGCUACAGCGUCACCAUGAAGCUGGGGACAUUGUUUGACUCUCCCUGCACGGUGGCCCAGACACCCAGCUACAGCUACAAUCCCCAGGCAGCCCUGUCUGUGAAGGGCACUGGCAAUUAUGAUCACUGCCUGGGCAACAUUACUGAGAUCUUCUCCUUCCACAGCUGCCCCUUCUCCCAGUGCUCAUUUGACAAGGUGUUCCAGCCCAAUGUCAGUGGCAGCUUCAUGGCGUUCUCUGCCUUCUUCUACAUUCACCAGUUCCUACAGACUACUACAGGAAUCCCUGUCACCACCCCUGCCCAACUAGAAGAGGCAGCCCAUUCUAUCUGUAACAUGAGCAUCAAUGAGAUGUUGGUGCUGGCCCCAGAUCAGGAGCCUCGUCUGCAGGACUUCUGUGCUGCCUCUGUAUUCACCAAGGUGCUCUUCACGAGAGGCUAUGGCUUUGAUGAGAUCUCAUUUCCCCACAUUUCCUUCCAGAAAAAGGCAGGGGAUGCCUCUGUGGGCUGGGCCCUGGGCUACAUGCUCAGUCUGAGCAGUCUGCUGCCGGGGGAGAGUGUGGGCCUGAGGAAGGCCCUGAAACCCGGAGCAUGGGCUGCCCUGCUCUUCCUCUUCGUCCUUCUCCCCGCCACCGCCCUGAUGUAUGUUUCCCUCCAAGCCUGCCGCAGGAAGAAGAAAGGAAGCAGUGACACUGCCAGCUAAUCAUCAUAAGGGACUUCCAUUGACACCUGCUUUCACUUUGUUUGGAGGAAAGAUGGCAAACUCUUUGUAAGGGUGCUGGUGGUACAAUCCUGGACCCAAGAGUGCGUAGAUAACUGUAUCAUGAAGAAGAUAUAAUGUUGUAGAAAGUGUUGAUCAUCUUUACCUUGAGAUAUAACAAGUGAGUUCUCCCCGGCUGUCAACACAUUUUAUAUAUCCUUUUUUUUAUGUAUACUUUAACAAACAGUUUUUUUUUUGUACAAGUAUGCAUUGUAGGCUAUAAUUAAUGUUCAACAUCACUCUCACAUGUUACCCAACAUUUAAGUAUAAUUUGUUUGUGCUUUAUACUAAUUCUGUAUUUUGUAUUGUGAUAACAAAAAAUCAACUAUGUUUUGUACAUGGAGUGGCCUUUGCAGAAGAUAUGUUAGUAUUCAUGCGUUUCAUACGUCAUAUUGACUACAACUGACUAAAACUACAAGUACCAUCA